Molecule: messenger RNA, 1435 nt
Organism: Anguilla anguilla (European eel)
Lineage: Eukaryota; Metazoa; Chordata; Actinopteri; Anguilliformes; Anguillidae
Product: glyoxylate reductase/hydroxypyruvate reductase-like
Exons: 9
Coding region: 136-1179 (347 amino acids)
Cellular component (GO): cytosol
Molecular function (GO): glyoxylate reductase (NADPH) activity; hydroxypyruvate reductase (NADH) activity; hydroxypyruvate reductase [NAD(P)H] activity
Source: RefSeq, a predicted model, not a curated record
UGCUUAUUUCACUGCACACUGCCUUUUCGGGGGAUAUGUCAGUGUCUGUUGAGGUGAGAUUCCUUUGGAUCAAAGCUUGUUCCCUUUGUUUUAUGGAACAUUUUAUAUUGUAUUUUGGAUUUAUUUAAAAACAAAAUGCAGGGCGCCCCGCGACCUAUGAAGGUAUUUGUGACCAGAAGAAUUCCACAGGAAGGCAUACGAGUUCUGUCAAAUGCUGGCGCGUUUGAGGUGUCAGUGUGGGAGUCUGACGAACCAGUGCCGCGCGCAGAGCUCCUGAAGGGCGUCGCUGGAGUCGAUGGCAUGUUGUGUUUGCUUACGGACCGUAUUGACACCGAGGUGCUGAAUGCUGCAGGCACCGAACUGAAGGUGAUCAGCACAAUGUCUGUAGGAUUUGACCACCUAGCCAUAGAAGAAAUCAAGAAGCGUGGAAUACGAGUGGGGUACACUCCAGACGUGCUGACCGAUGCCACAGCUGAGCUCACCGUAGCGCUGCUGCUAGCCACUGCUCGACGACUGCUCGAGGGUGUGCAAGAGGUCAAGAGUGGUGGGUGGAGCAGUUGGAAACCACUAUGGAUGUGUGGCUAUGGUCUGAAUGGUAGCACCGUUGGCAUUAUUGGACUUGGACGCAUAGGCAUGGCCAUUGCCCAUAGAUUGAAGCCAUUUGGAGUUAAUAAAUUUCUCUACACUGGACGAGCUCCCAAGCCCCAGGCUGUGGAGGUGGAUGGCGAGUAUGGUGAGGAAGUGUGGAGGAGUGAAGUAGCGGACAUGGGGGAGUUACUCUGUGACAGGAUGAUCCUGGACAAGCUGCUAUCAGAGAGCGACUUUGUUGUGGUGGCCUGCUCCCUCACCCCCGAGACUCAGGGCUUGUGUGACAAGGCUUUCUUCGCCAAAAUGAAGAGGACCGCCGUCUUUGUCAACACCAGCAGGGGGGCGUUGGUAAACCAGGAGGACCUGUACGAAGCUCUGUCCAGCGGUCAGAUUGCAGCUGCUGGACUGGACGUCACCACACCCGAACCUCUGCCCACUGACCACCCACUGCUGACUCUCAAAAAUUGCGUUGUCCUGCCCCACAUUGGGAGCGCCACCUACUCCACACGCGGCACCAUGGCAGAGCUGGCGGCCACCAACCUGCUAGCAGGGCUGACGGGCAAAGCCAUGCCGAGUGAGCUCGCCCUCUAGUGUCCACCUCCAGCAACAGUACGGGAAAACACACCAGGGGUUACCCGAUUGUACCUGCUCCACUCUAGUAUUUUUUUCAAAAUCGUAAGUUUGAUAUAAAAAAUAUCAUACGGGAAGAUGCUUGGUUGUGUCAAGUAUACAGUGAGCUCCAUAAUGUUUGGGACAAAAAACAUAUUUUUUCUUGAUUUGGCUCUGUACUCCACAAUUUUAUAUUUGCAACCAAAAAUAAAGUGUAUUUUAAUACAUUUCGGUUUCA